AUGAAUACAAUGCAAUUAAUUCUUGUCUUUGUUUUAUGUUUUUUUCUAUUGACGAUUGAUGGAAAAAAUAAUACAUGUCUUCAUAAUGAAACCAAAGGCAAACAUUGUACAUCACUUAUACAACGUUUUGGACAGCAAACAAGACGUCCAACAAAAUUACAAAAUAAAAAAUGUUAUGAUUUAUGUAUUGAAACAGGUUAUAAACAUGGAGGAUAUUGUUCAAUCUCAAAUGAUUGUUUUCGUUUUUGUUCUUGUCGUUAUUAG
This is a messenger RNA of Rotaria sp. Silwood1, 264 nucleotides long. The record is from the annotation of a GenBank genome assembly. NCBI's taxonomy places the organism in Eukaryota, Metazoa, Rotifera, Eurotatoria, Philodinida, Philodinidae.